Molecule: messenger RNA, 15512 nt
Organism: Stegostoma tigrinum
Lineage: Eukaryota; Metazoa; Chordata; Chondrichthyes; Orectolobiformes; Stegostomatidae
Product: protein Shroom4-like
Exons: 9
Coding region: 539-6142 (1867 amino acids)
Biological process (GO): actin filament organization
Cellular component (GO): cortical actin cytoskeleton; apical plasma membrane; adherens junction
Molecular function (GO): actin filament binding
Source: RefSeq, a predicted model, not a curated record
GUGAUGAAAGGGUGAGAUGAAGUCAAUUUAAAAAGGAGCAAGAGAAACUCUUUUAUUGUAGACACAAAUGAUUGGCUGUAACAAGCUUGCAAAAACAAAUUGUUUGUUCUCUACGUUUUCCGUUUACUGUCCUAUGUUGUCCAGCAGAAAAGACCAGACUCUGGUUUGAAUUAUUUUGCUGUUUUAAUAUCUCUGUUCGCAGCCAGCAGCUGCCCAGCAAUCUCGUUUUACUACUUAUUGUUGUCAUUGUCUUCCAUCUCUUAUUGGAAACCUCACCAGUAGAAUAUACUUGCCAUAAAGGGCAGAAAUCUCAUGAAACUGCAGUGAGUCUGUGAAAAGAAAAUGACAUAUAGGGUUUGACAGACUGAGUGACUUGCUUAAGCAGGCAUCGAGGAACAGGCUGGAGUCUUGCGAGAAUCUGCUGCAGUGCUACUCGACUCAGGACGACACGGGAGAAUUCUAGUAGAGGAAUGGUCCAGGCAUACGACCUUACACAUGGCAUUUAGCCAAGUCAUCAGAGGCACAGCCUGAGGCCGCUAUGAUGCACUAUUCAUCAGGAUGUUUCAGCUUGUCAUGGCACUCAGGAUAUGACACCAGUGACUAUCCUGCACAGUGGGAUCAAUUAGCUCUUCGUCGAAACACAGAUCAGAGGAGUUCAUUUGGAAGUAUGGACAGUCUUGACCAGCCCGGUCAAAACUGUGACCAAGGCACAUAUCCUAAUAAAAGGGACUCUGCCUACAGUUCCUUUUCUGCAAGUUCUAAUACCUCUGACUAUACUUUGUCAUCGUCAGUGAAGACUGAUGAAUCAGCCUCCAUGGACAGCAUACUACACGGCCUAGGGCCAUGGCUACCAACCAGGUAUGGAGAUGCCCAGUGCCUUCAAAAUGGAAGUGAAGGCAGGGAACGGCCAGUUGAAGAGCAGCCUUGUUCUCACUGUGGAAAAGGAUCAUCUGCAAGUGGCAACACAUUGUCAUCCCAUGCUCAAGAAGAUAGUGCUUCAAGUUCUACCAAAUCAGCACCUCCCGCACCGCCAGUUCGCAGAGAAAGUUUUGUAGCAGCCAAAGCUCGCUCUGCAUCCCUGUGCAUGACAAAUUCUGAGGCACUUGCAGCAACAAACCUGCUGCUUCAUUCGGGAAGGUGUGCUUCUGAAACAUUGUUAUCUACAAAAGAUAAAGAUUCUGAAGUACGGUAUUUUGCCAGUGUUCCAAAGUGCUCUGUCGGUACUACCCUGCACUCCCGUAAACCAAUCUCUGGUCAUUGUCCAGUAGAAUGUUGCUGCUUGUUAAGGCAACAACCAAGACAACAUUGCCAUUCUCGGAGCCAAAGUGAAAAAAAUACUUCACAUGAAAAUACAACAUUCUCUAGAAAAGCCAGUCGUUAUUUGAUGGAGCAGUUGGACUUAUGCAAUUUGAUUGAGCCGUCAUUUGUCACAAGUCACUAUGUAAGCCUGGGUCAAGUGAAGCAGAACGAGAGGUUGCCUUUGAAUUUGCAUAGACACAGUGCACCUGAAAAGUUGUUAACAGCACAAAUGCAUUCAUUACCGAUUGCAGUCUGUGGUAAAAUUGAUUUGAGAGCACAGUGUCAUCAGGAAAGUCAUCAAUGGGCCAACUGUGCGUCAACGUCUCAACAGGAGCAUCAGUCCAACAUAGAGCAUACUCAUAAAGCUUUAAAUAAAAUUGAUUUUUCACCAGAAGAGCAAAUGGAAGAGAAUUCCUUGAAUCCUGAAUCCGUACCAAAACAGAAGCAACAAGAAAUUGAAGUAGCCAAUUGUGAUCACUCUAAGGAUACUCAGCUACAGUCUUCUCCUUGCAAGGGUGAGCCGAACAAUGUAAGUUGUAGAAGUGCUUCUCUCCAAAGUGCAGCCCAGCAGCAAAACUCGCAUUUGCCUCCUAGACCACCAGAUCAAAUGAUUGAGGGUCAAAGUGGCAAUACUUUGGAAGAUGAGACAGAAAUGGAAGAGGCAAAGAUUGAAACUGACAGAAAUACUCGAGUGUGUUGUUCGAGAGUAGCUAGAAUGCGGCGCAAAAGUGACCGUUUUGCUACAAGUUUGCGUAAUGAAAUACAAAUGAAGAAAGCUCAGUUGCAGAAAAACAAGAGUGGAACUGUGCUGUUACAAAUGGAAGAAGAUUCAGAAGAACUGGAUGACUUGAGAGAGAAGCCAUCCAAUUCCUAUACAUGUAUUGCUGGUGAGUCUGAUUACGGUGGCUCAGCAGAAGUUGUUACAGGCACAAAAUCGCAGACCACAAAACCUAACAAAACUCUGGACAAUUUGGAAGAGGUUCAUAAGGCAGGAAGUAUAUAUUUCUGCCCAUUGACUGAAAACUCCCGUAUUCCACAAAGCAGACGCAAAACAAGUUUGUUAUCCCAAGAUAUUGAGGAACAGAAGACUGUGCAAGAAGUGAUUGGAACUAGCCAGUGUAGAUGGAUGCCACAUGAUGGAUGGGAGUCGCAAAGUAAGGCAGUAAAGGACGUCAGUGUUGAUAAGACAAAAACUUGUGCAGCAGCAGUGCCACAGGAACCAGAUACAUCUCCACUUGUGUCCUUUGCAGAGAGAAGAAAAUUUUUUGAAGAGACUAGUAAAAAUUUUUCUGCCUCUGAUACUUACAAUUUUGUGAAACCUCAGAGCAAAUCAAAUACGUUAGGAAAAUCUAAAGGGCAGAGUUUUGGCAACAAAUUACAUGUGCUCCCAAAUGAUCACCUGAGACAAUCUGUGAAGGAAGUGUUCCAACACCCCUCCUGUAGAGUCAGUCAAGAUUCUGGGCAAGAUCCCAUAUGUUCACCUAGAAAUCUGGAGCAAGCAAUUCAUCAUGGACAAGGAAAUAAGUUUUAUAAGCAGGAAUGUGAACAUUUGGAACCUCUGAAACUGAGUAAAUCAAGCACUUUAAAAGACCAUCGUAUUUCUCAUGUUCAGCAGAUGCAACAUUCUGAUCCGACUCCAAAACUGCAUUAUCAAUAUUUCCUUCCAGAUAACAGUCACCUGGAAGAUCCUCAUCCCACCCUAAGGUCCAACCAGUUGCAACCUUCUUUUCCUGAGGGAUAUCCGGUGGAAAAACUAAAUCAGACUGAAGUAAUAAACAGGAAGUUUACUGCAACAGAAAGAGAGAUGAAGAAUCUGAGUAUUGGUAACUUGCAAGAAAUAUUUCCUGAAAUGAAUUCAAAAGAAAGCAUCAAGGAUGAGCAGGACAAUCCAGAACUAGAAACGUCUGCUUGGGAGAGGCCCAGCAAAGCUGCUACACUGCCAGAGAAUUUCUCCGAGUACAGCCCAGCAUACCCACUAAGGGAAGUGGUUGCAUACACAUGUUGCACAGGCCAUAUUAGUUGUGAAUCGCUGGAUACAUUGAAUAAGUUUGACGGGAAGUUUGCUCCACGUGAUUCAGAGAUGAAUAGACUUGAUGAUUUAACCAGCAACAAACUGACAAAAAGGCCCCCGCCGCAAAGACCACCACCACCAGAUUUGCAAAAAUAUCGAUUGCAGAAACCGUCCCAGCACGAGCUGGUGGAUUUGGAGGGGUGCCAGUCCCGGAAACCGUCCCAGCACGAGCUGGCGGAUUUGGAGAGGUGCCAGUCCCGGAAGCUGUCCCAGCACGAGCUGGUGGAUUUGGAGGGGUGCCAGUUCCGGAAACCGUCCCAGCAUGAGCUGGCGGAUUUGGAGAGGUGCCAGUCCCGGAAGCUGUCCCAGCAUGAGCUGGCGGAUUUGGAGAGGUAUCAGUCCCGGAAAUUGUCCCAGCACGAUCUGGCGGAUUUGGAGAGGUGCCAGUCGCGGAAGCUGUCCCAGCAAGAGCUGGUGGAUUUGGAGGGGUGCCAGUCCCGGAAACCGUCCCAGCAUGAGCUGGCGGAUUUGGAGAGGUGCCAGUCCCGGAAGCUGUCCCAGCACGAGCUGGCAGAUUUGGAGAGGUGCCAGUCGCGGAAGCUGUCCCAGCACGAGCUGGCGGAUUUGGAGAGGUGCCAGUCGCGGAAGCUGUCCCAGCACGAGCUGGCGGAUUUGGAGAGGUGCCAGUCGCGGAAGCUGUCCCAGCACGAGCUGGCGGAUUUGGAGAGGUGCCAGUCGCGGAAGCUGUCCCAGCACGAGCUGGCGGAUUUGGAGAGGUGCCAGUCGCGGAAGCUGUCCCAGCACGAGCUGGCGGAUUUGGAGAGGUACCAGUCCCGGAAGCUGUCCCAGCACGAGCUGGCGGAUUUGGAGAGGUACCAGUCCCGGAAACUGUCCCAGGAUUUGGAGAGGUGCCAGUCCCAGAAACUGUCCCAGGAUUUGGAGAGAUGCCAGUCCCGGAAACUCUCCCAGCACGAGGUGGUGGAUUUGGAGAGGUGCCAGUCCCAGAAACUAACACAACAGGAAAAAAUAACAGAUGUAAAUAAUGACCAGACCUGGAAACCAUCUCAAAAUCAAGUGCAAGAAUUACCCAAAUAUCACCUUCGGAAGCUGUCUCUACAUGAUUUGCCAGAUUUAGAAACUUACCAGACCCGGAAAUUAUCAUUACAUGAUUUUCCAGAUUUGGAAAAAUACCAGUCCUGGAAUCGGUCUCGAGAUGAAUUGCCAGAUUUGGAUAAAUGUUGGUCACGGAGGGGUUGUCAUUGUGAAUUAGAUCCUCCAUUGAUUUCACAUCCCACAUCAAUUAAUUGGAAAAGGCCAGAACAUAUUUGUGACAGAGACACAUUGGGUUAUUCAGACCUCUCUUCAAGACCUGGAUCUGCUAUGGACAAUACAACAUUGUAUUCUCAUCCAUCACAAUUGGGUGCGGACUACAUAACGAGCCUCGAGUACAGGUUUCCAAGAUCAGAUUUCAAUGAUCCAAGAUGCUUAGUAUCCGUCUCAGCUGUUCCAGUUCCAGGUGAACAUUUGAUCCCGCCCCUAUAUAGCUAUAAGUCACAGAGGCCAAUGAUGAAAUUGGUAACAUCCCCGGAGAGUGAUACUGCACCAAGAACUCAAAAAUUCAUAUCUCCAAUGGGGGAGAUGAUAUCCAGAGGUGGUAGAAACUGGCCCUUUAAAGGCCUGUAUUUCCCAUACAACAUGCCGUUUUCAAAGAAUGAAAUGGAUCUGGGCUGUCAGAGAUGUGGAGAGUCAUAUUUCGGUGUUGUCAACAGACAAGAUGAGAGGUGGGAAGAUUCUGAGAUUUACAUAAAACCUAUCACCACACCACUAAGCAACGCCAUUAAAAGUCCUUCUCGGGAACCCAGUGAGGCAAUUGAGACUGUGAGAUGCAGUUCAAGUGCGCAGAGCAGACCAUCUGCCGAGCUAACUUCAGAGGAGCUGGUGCGGGACAUUGCAGAAAAAGACCGAUCUCUGGCAGACAUUCUGGAUCCAAACUCGAAGAUGAAGAGUGCUGUAGAUUUGAUAGGUGGAAUCUUCCCAGAAAGCAAAGAGCAACUGUCACGGGCACACGAGCACAAGAAACGGAAUCGACCACAGCUGUGUCUGAAUGUUGACCAGGAGAAGUGUACUGCACAGGCCACAUCCCCAACAGCGAUCAUUAGCUCAACUUCUUGCUCUGCCUAUUAUAGCACAUCUGCUGCGAAGGCCGAGCUGUUGAACAAAAUGAAGGACUUUCCAAAUAUGGCUGAAGAGUGUUUGGAGGAGGAGGAAGAAGAGAACAAGUUGAUAGAAAAGAAGCAACAACUAAUUAGCAGCCUUAGCAGGAAACUCUCUGUGUUACAUGAAGCCCAGAAGAGCCUCUUGGAAGACAUAAGUGCAAACAUUGCAUUGGGAGAAGAGGCUGAAAGAUUGGUCAAGAAUGUCUGCAAACCAAAUGAGUUUGAUAAGUACCGAAUGUUUAUCGGGGAUUUGGAUAAAGUUGUGAACCUGUUGCUGUCUCUCUCGGGCCGACUUGCUCGAGUGGAAAAUGCUUUAAAUAACCUGGAUGUUGACAUGAGUGAAGAAGAAAGGCAUGUGUUGACUGAAAAGAAAAAGCAACUUUUAGCUCAGCUGGAAGAGGCCAAAGAGCUGAAGGAACAUGUGGAUCGCAGAGAACAAGCUGUUCAUAAUAUCCUAGUCAAGCACCUGUCAGAGGAGGAGCUGCAGGAUUACACUCACUUUGUAAAGAUGAAAUCUGCCCUCAUCAUUGAACAGAGAGAGCUGGAGGACAAAAUCAAACUUGGCGAGGAGCAGCUCAAGUGUCUGAGGGAGAGUUUAUCCUUCCGAGCAUGCUAAAAUGGCAACAUUGAAAUGCAGAACACUUUAACUUUGGUCUAAAUCAUUAAACUGAAAUGCUUCAAAAUUUAACAAUGAAUCCUUUAUCAAAUGUGUUCAUAUUCAAUGGUUUUUAAAUCUGUAUAUGUUCCCUAUUUGUUACAAACUGUUAGAAUUAUGAAUAUUAGUCAUGCUUAUCCUACUAACUGACAUUCUUCAGUGAAACCUGCUUAUGUGAAAGUAAGGGAGUAUUGGCUUCUCCCAAUUGGUAAGGAUAACCACUGGAGUAGCAGGUUAUAGAAUCAGGAAGACCCCAAGUUGCAUCAUCCACAUAUCGGAUUGUCUAAUUUUAGUUGAGUGUGUCUCAAGUUUCCCAAAUGGUCUCUAGUUUCAGAGCUGGAAAAUAAUGUUAGUUCUGGUUUUAUCCAAUAACCUGUUGGAAAAUGCAGAUGUUGGCUGAGAAAAUUUUGGGCUUUGCUAAGUAACUGCUUAAUUGAUAACAAUCUGCUGAUAUUUGAUGUCUGAGAUCAUGAUGAAAGAUGUUUAAUUGAGCAAGGUACUGGAGGGUUGCCAGUCCAAGUGAAAUCUUAUUUUCGUAAGUAUUGGUCUGUUGAGCAGAGGAUGAUGAGGAUAUAAAAGAAGAAUUUUGAGAUUAAAUAAAUAGCAUGAAUUCAGGAUUUGCAAAAGUAAUCCCUAACAGCUGAUUUUUUUUGCCAAUGCAUUUUCUUGAAUUGAACUGUACCCUAUAUAAAAGAAACCAGUCAGAAUCAGCCUCUCCCUCCCCCCCCCAUUAAAUUCUUUCUUUUUCAAUCAGUGCUGUCAUUGUAAAUUAAAGUUGUAACUAAUUGAUUUUUUUUUUAAAAUUCCAUUUUGUUUUAAAGUUACGUUUCACUUAAAGCCUGCUUCGGGGCAUACUACCUUAUUGAUACAUGGGUCACCAAACGUAUCCUUGACAAAAAUAUCAUAGAAAUGGCUACCUUAAAAAGUAAUUGUCAUUUGUACUUUUAUUUCAAUCACUGGUAAGCAACAGACCAAUGGCUAAUUUAUUUAAUGUGAUUUUUAAUAAUAUUGAAAUCACUUUUUGGUGGACAGUUUCUGCCACUUUGCAGACAAAAUAAUCCUGAAGAAACCACGUUAUUUUACAUGAAGUUCAAACAAUUAGGUGAUUUUUUGCUUCCAUAAACCAUAUUCUUUUCCAUGCAUAUAAAUACUGCCCAAAAUUAUCUGUUGCUGUACAAAGACAAUAGGGUACCAUUCAAAUGUGUAACUCUUGGAUAGAAAUGCAUUAGUUCCCUCUGAUAGUAAAUAUACUAUUCAGUGUAUAAAUGACAACAGAGGCCAGAAGAGUUUAAGUUUUGAUCCUUGGGCUGUUCUAAGGUAACUUGCCUUAACUGGGAUGGGAUUGAAAAUUAACCACAGUUGCAGCACCUGAGAACUAUUCAGCGACGUUUCUGGAGAAAUGUGAAUGUAGAUGUUGAGUAAGUACAGGAUUAGCUUCCAUGGUAAAAUAGUCUCUCUUUACUGAACAUGUGCCCACCCUCCAACCAUGGCCAUUUUGUCAAGAUAGUGUAAGUUAGUUCACAGCCAUAUUGCUGAUGGUCACUUCUACACUAAGUUAAAAUUGCCAAUUAAACUAUCAGUUAAUUUCAGACAAAAUAAUCUGCUUGAUUCAAUCAGCAAAUUAGUCCUAAUUUCAGAAUUCAGUGUUGCACUUAACAAUUGCAGAAAAGAAUUGUUAAAUGACAAUAGUGUACUCCAAUUCUUUGUGACGUCUGUAUAUAAUAGAAUAUAGUGUGCUUGUGACAUCCAGUGGCAAAUAUCAGUAUUACAAUAUAUUUUUUUCCCUUCCAAUAUCAGCUGAUCCGUUGCAAAUGGUUUCAGUUCUCUCUAAAUGAUUACUUGAAGCAGAAACAACCUAUUGCACAGGUUGAACUGUGGAUUGAUUGAUCAUUUGUCUUCAUCAAUAUCAAUACCAUCUAACUGGCAACUAUUUUUUUCAUCAGAAACGGUGGUUGUGAUAAAUUUUAAAAAAAGCAUUGCACACUAAUGGCCGCUAACACUCAAGUAAGAACAAAGUGGUGACAUAUUCCUAAUAGUUGUGUUAAAAUAAUGAAGGAAUAUUAAAACCUCCAUUGGAUAAUGGGAGGUUUGAAUGAUUGUUGUGCCGUUUGUUACAUUUUGCACAGACUGUAACUACUUUUGUUUCGUGUAGACUUAUAUGGGAAGGAGGAAUUUUUCAGACUGUUUCUCAUGUUGUUAGUCUGAAGCUUUUAUUCAAAAACUGGAAUAAUUGAAUUUCUGCCAAAAGGAAUUACAAGGCUGCUUUUAUUGUUUUGUACUGCAAUUUACUGUAUUUCAUCAGACCUUCAAUUGAGGUACCUCAAUCAGUAUUCAAUGCAUGCAAAAGGUUUUUGCUGGAUAUAUGUAGAAUUGGUGUUUUGAGUAUUACCUUUCAUGUUGGAGGUGAAUGAUUGAGGCACAAAAUGUGCAAAUGGAGAGGUUUAAUGUCUGGGAAACUUUAAAUUACUUGGCAUGAUUUAUAACUUUCAAAAAUAUUCUUAUUUCCCAGCUGCAGUUAAAGGUGACAUUGCUAGGCACCUAAGUCAUUGGGAAGGGGUUAGACAGAUGCCUGGAAGGUUAGAGGGGUGUGGUGCAAUAGAGGAGAUUGGCCAUUUGCUAUAAUGGAUGAAGGGUUGGUUGGACAGAUAACUGGGGAGGGUUAAACAGACAGUAGUGAAUGUCCAACAGAUCAUGGAGCAGGUUUCCUUAUUGAGCUGGCAGAAGACACGCUUGCUUCUGUUCUGUAGGUAUGGUGUACCUGAUGAAUCCAUUUCUUCACACCACCCUCAAGCCUGGGAAAUGUAACCUGCUGGUCUUAGAAACAAACCUUUUGUUAAAAUGGAGGCUUGUGGUCUCUUUGGAAUUUUACAAAAUGCAAAAUAUUUUAAACUUCCCACUCACAUCCUCUUCCAUCUCCUGAAAGCAAUUUGAUUGCAUGGUUUCCAAUCUGACACAUUCAUUUAAACUACAAUUGGGCUGGUUGUGAUAAAAUUUCCAAAAUUUCACUUUAGUCUCCCCUCAUGUCACUCCCAUCACCUUCCUCAUCACCUUGGGUAACUAAAAUAUUUCUAGGGUACUCGAACCACAUUUCUUUAGAUCUUUGAUUGUGAAAUUACAGCACGUGAACACUUAAAUUGUAUGAUGUUCUUCCAUUCAUUAUUUUUCUUCAGAGACACUUUAUUUUCAGUAUUUACGUUUUUAACUUAGUUUGACUUUUAGCUCUGUAUGAUUUACAAAUAUUUCAGAGGACAAAAAUAAUUAUACAUCUAAGCUAACAGCACUGAUUUGAUUUCAGAGUUCAGCUUUGAAAUCAUUGGCAGUAUUGCUUUGAACCUUGCAGUAUGAUAUUCUUCUAUCUGCUGUUCUAAAUCAGGAUUUAACAUAUUUAUUUUAAAUCUUUGCUAAAAUAUCAGAUACAAGAGCACCAUACAAACAUGUCAUCUUGUUUCAUUUUCCAGAUAAUCAUUGAAACUGUGAUAUACGGUUUAAUCUUUCAUUAGAAUGUUGUUUUGAUGUGGGAGUUGGUUUAUCAAAUCGAAUGAAGGCUUCCCUUAACUUACAAUUGGAACCACCUUACCACUUUUCCUGCUCUGCAAUCUGUUUGUGACUGCUUGUGUCUUUACCCGUAGACAGUAAGGAGAGAUAUUGGCAAGUGGAAUACACAAUGUACCAUUCCAAUAUGUUGUUACUACCUAUAUUCUAGAGGAGGAAGUAAUCCUCAAAAAUCAAUUAGUGGUGAUAUGCAUUAAUUCCACAAUUACUGAUUCAACAAUGCCCUGAAAUUUUUGGGAAUUUUUUACGCGAUUGCAUGUAACUUUUUCUUUAUUCCCACAUUAUUUUUACUGUUAUUGAUGUCUGUUUCAUUUUUAAUCAAAAUAACAUGCUAUCUCUUCUAAAUAGAUCAGUGAAGAAACAUUUGUUUUAAAACUCAUAGGUUAUCGUUUUGGGUUGUUUGAUACUUAUUAUCCAUUUUGGAAAUAAGAUCUAGUUUCAUAAAAAUUAAUCUUGAGAUUGCAUAAUAACCUAAAAGACUUUGAAUACUAGAAACAUAAUGAAUUAGUAGUCAUAUCAUCAUUGUAACCAGCUAAGUUGACAAACUGAUGCAUUGGCAGUGAGAUCAGACUCUAAAAGAGCUUGAUAUUGCCUAUGUAGCAAAAUUUAGAGGAGCAAGAUUUAUAACCAGAACUUUACAUUUUUAUACUUUUUUGUGCAUGGAAGAUAUGCAGAUAGUUUUAUGCAGGCAAGCACAGAAAUGGAAAUAUUCUCUGUACUUUUUUUUAGUCAAAUUAUGUUUAAAGUUGUUGUUCCUCAUGUGACACAUACCUAACUUAGAUGUUCAAAUCUACAGCCUACCCAUUACAGUUGUACCAUAAUUCAAUAGGUUUAGCAGCUUAACUAACAGAUCUCUGUAGCUGAGCACUCCCUCAAUUCCCAAAGUCCUGCUUUGGAGUUCUAAUUCACUGUUUUGUCUUUAGUAUGAAAGCUGCCAGUUAGUAUGACUUGCAGCACUCUACUGCUGAACAGAAUGUAAAUGCAGUUAUUCUUUUACCUAAUCUUUCCAAGUAAAUUCAUCCCUCGAUUAAACAUGUUGUGUAGUGAUAUUGGGGUCAGAAGGGUUGAUGAGGCUGGUUGGAUAGUCUAAGAAAUAUUAUAAGAAUCCUUGGAAGGUGUUGAUCUGCACAAUCAAAAUUAAGUCUUUUCACUUUAUCCAUGUACUUGAAACAGGAAUUGACAAAAUAACUGGCUCAAGAUGUUGGCAGUUAAUUUAAUCUUUUCCAAAAACACAGUAUAAGCACCUUCUUUGACUUAACUUUGUAUUUGUGCAAAAUCUCGCAAAAUCUCUCAAAAUCUCCACCUUAAUUAGAACCAAUUAUUCUCAGGUUGUCUCCAAGCCUUCUGAUUUAAAACCAGUGUUUCUGCACUGUUCUUCACUUCCCAACACCACCUUAUUACCCUUCAAGUAUGUGUUACUCCUUUGAAGGCCUUAUGUUCUGAAAAAAUGGAACCAGCUACUGACAGUGAUGGCCAGCUACUUGAUUCUGUUGGACAGGGUUUGUUGGGACCAGACUUGUGGGAUAUGGAUGCACAUUAUUGUUUCCUAAUAUUGAAGUACACCUGGAGGGUGGUGUAGAACAGAGAACUUAUUCUUACAGGUAUUAAGAAAAAGAACAAGAUGGUAAAAGUUUUAUAGGAAGACUUCACAAGUGAGCUGAGCUGGAGCGGUCCACAUUGUCCAUAUGUGGGUGGAGAAGAAGAGAAGCAAAAAGUAAAAUUUACAAGAAAUAUUUAGUGGGGUGAAAGUUGCCAAAGCAUGAGUUGUUAAAGUCAUUAUUCUGAAGUACAAAUUUUAGAACAUUUCUCAGAAUGUUCUGAAUAACAUAAGAUUAACUGAACUAUUCAAAACCUCUAACACUCUAUAUUGACAAGGAGGUAAUGCCUUACAUGUGUUCCUAUUGUGCAGCACUGAAUCAUGAAGCUUAAUCUUCAAACCAAACCAAAGUAAAUGAAGACUUUACCAAAUUAAAGCUGUGAAUAGCACAGCAUCCAGCAGGAGAGUGCACUGCAAUGAUUUUGGAACCUACUAGAAAAUUGUAGACAUUAAAUUGAAAAAUAUAUAGGAACUGUGAAUAAUUUAUUUUUUUAUUGUACAUAACAGAACCCAAAUUGAUUACUGAUUAAUGUUUGGAUAUUUUUUAUUCCUAACAUUUUCUUUAUUUAGUUUUGAAACACAAAAACAAAAACUUUAGAUGUUGAAAUUCUGGUGAUAAAAUAGUACAUUGUUAGGUGAUGUUCACAACUUUCAAUAUACCUAAGUCUGCUCCCUGAUCAGAGACCACAAAACUCUGCCUCUGCCAUAAACAGGUAAUUGUAAAUUCACAAGGGUCAAAUGUAAUUCAAAUUGAUUUAAUCUUAGUAUGAUAUUUAGCUUAAAGAUAUUCAUAUGCACUUGUAAUAUCUCCUACUUUACAGAAGCAUUUGAUUAAACAGCUUUGUAUAUACACCAUGAUUCAAUGUGAAUUAUAUUUGGUAUUUUAAUGCACCUGAGUAGAAAACUAAUCUUUUUGAAGGUCAACAGUGCCAACUAGCAGUAUUAUUGACAGCAAUAUUGUGAGAUUUACCAAUGUCUUAUACCUAAAAUGCAUAUAUGUGCUUUUUCUCCCCCUCUGUAAUCCAGAAUAGACAUAGAAGCAAAGAAAAUAGGAUAGGAGUGGGCUAUUUGUCCUUCAGACCUGCUCCACCAUUCACUAUAAUCAAGGUUGAUCAUUCAACUCAGUGCACUGUUUCUGCUUUCUCUCCAUAAUCUUUGAUCCUUUAGCCCUAAGAAGUAUAUGCAACAAAUACAAUAUACAAAUAGACUGAAUAGUUAAUUUGAAAAGACAGAUUUGGGAUCUUUAUAAAUUUGCUUGAUAGUUACAAAGUGCAUAUAUUUCUGUUGAAAUUUUCUCAUUAUUUAAUUUCUCCCACUUCAUCAGACACGUGGGAAAUACUUAAGCAUGGAAUUGAACUUCGGACAAACGCAAAAUACUGAUGCUAAAUCAGAAAUAAAAACAAAAUGUAGGAAAUACUCAUCUGGCCAGGCAUCACCUGAGGAGGAUAAAAGAAAAUAACAUUUCAUCAGACAAAGUGUCAUAAUUGACUUCAAACUUUGAAUUCUGUCAGGCACACUGAAAGUUCCCUGGCUUUUCCUUACCAACUUCCUUAAAUAGUGGCACCACAUUAGCCAACCCCCAACCUUCUAGCACCUCAGCCAUGGCUGAGAUCCAAUAUCUCAGCAAGAAACCCAGAAAUCACUUCUCUGGCUUCCAACAAAGUUCUGGGAAACACCUGAUCAGUUCUUUGGAAUUUAUCUACCUUUGUGUUUUAGGAUAUUCACCACUACCACCUCUGAAACAUUGACACUUUUUUCAUGGUAUCACUGUUUAUUUCUCCAAGUUCUGUAGCUUCCAUAUCCUUCUCCACAGUAAAUACUGACACUAAAUACUCAUUUAGUAUCUCAUCCAUCUCUUGCAUUUCAACACAAGAAUGGUCUUAUUGAUCUUUAAGGGGCCUAAUCUCUCCCUAGUUGCUGUUUUUCCUUUAAUGUAUUUGUAGAAUUGCUUUGGAUUCUUCUUAACCCUGUUUGCCAAAGCUAUCUCAUCCCCUUUUUGUCCUCCUAAUUUCCUUCUAGAGUAUACUCCUACCACCCUUGUACUCCUUGAGGAAUUCACUCAAUCUCGGCUGUUUAUACCUGCCAUGUGCCUCCUCCUUUUUCUUGACCAGGGCCUCAAUUUAUCUAGUCUUCCAGCAUUAGCUACACCCACCAGCCUUGCCCUUCACACUAAUAGUUAUUGGAGGGGAUUCUGAGGGACAGGACUUGCAUGUAUUCGGAAAGGCAAGGACCGAUUAGUAAGAGUCAACAUGGCUUUGUGUGUGGGAAAUUAUGUCUUACUAACUGGAUUGAGUUUUUUGAAGAAGUGAUAAAGAAGAUUUAUGAAGGCAGUGUGGUGGAUAUUGUCUUUAUGGACUUCAGCAAGGUGUUCAACAAGGUUCUGCAUGGUGAACUGAUUGCCAAAGGUUAGAUAACAUGGGAUCCAGGAAGAGCAAGCCAACUGGCUUGAAAUUAGUUUGCAAGGUAGGAGACAGGGUGGAUGUGGAGGAGGGUGUUUUUCAGACUGGAGGCCUGUGACCAGCAUUGUUUUGCAAGGAUCGGUGCUGGAAUCGCUGCUUUUUGUCAUUUAUGUAAAAGGUUUGGAUGUGAACGUAGAAGAAAUGUUUAGUAAGUUUGUAGAUGGCACCAAAAUUGGUGGUGUAGUGGACAGUAAAGAAGGUUAUCUCAGUAUAAAGGAACCUUGAUCAGAUGGGCUGAAGUGUGCAAAUGGAGUUUAGUUUGGAUACGUGAGGUUCUACGUUUUGGUAAGAGAAGUCAAGGCAAGACUUGUACACUUAAUAUCAGGAUUCUAGGGAGUGUUAUCAAGCAAAGAAACUUUGGGAUGCAGGUUCAUGGUUCUUUGAAGGUGGGUUCACAGGCAAACAGGGUUGUGAAGGAGGAGUUUAGUACACUGACCUUUACUUGUUAGUGCAUUGAGUAUAGGAGUUGGGAUGUCAUUUGUGGCUAUACAAGACUUUGGUUAGGCCACUUCUGAAUCACUGCAUUCAAUUCUGGUCUCCCUGCUAUGAAAGGGUUCCAAAAAGAUUUAAGGAUAUUGCCAGAAUUGGAGAGUUUGAACCACAUGAAGAAGCUGAAUAGACUGGGUCUAUUUUCUCUGGAGCAAUGGAGGCUGAAGAGUGACUCCUGAGAGGCACAGAUAGGGUGAACAGUCAUGGUCUUUUUCCCAGGGGUUGGGGAGUCCAAGACUAGAAGGUAUUGUUUUAAGGUGAGAGGGGAAAGCUAUAGAAGGGACAUAAGUGGCAACUUUUUCACGCAAAGGGUAGUGUGUGUAAGGAAUGAGCUGCGGAAGUGGUGGAGGAUGAUAAAAUUGCAACAGUUAAAAGAUAUCUGGAUGGGUAUAUAAAUAGGAAGUCUUUUUAGAGGGCUCUGGGCCAAAUACUGGCAAAUAGGACUACAUCAGUUAGGAUAUCUGGCCAGUAUCGAUGAGUUACUUCAAAGAGUCUGUUUUGAUGCUGCACAAUUCUGCACAGAUGCCGCCUGACCUACUGAGUAUUUUCAACAUUAAUGCAGAUCGUGGAACCUGGCUACGCAAGUUUAAGAAGGAUGGUGUCACAAAAUAAUAUCACCUCUGUAUGGGAAAAUUGCCUCAGUGCCUGACAGUUUUCCUAUUACAGUUUCCUCUGUGAGGAGUUUAACUUUAGAAUUAAAGAGUGAGCCUCACUGCAUUGGUUGUGAAAUCUUGGAAUUAUAGUGCCUGAUUUUUUUUUUGUGGGUGUGAAAAUGUAGUUUAGCUCUGCUCUUGCCAUAGAUGACACAAAAACAGAAUUAUUUUCAACAAAAUUGUUGAAUAAUUGAAAUAAGUUGAAUCGGGACGACAAAAUGAUAGCAAAGUCUAGAAACAGAAUUGUACAUGAGUCUGAAAUAAAAAUAAAGUACCUUUCUACAAUGAUUUGGCUACCUGUUUUGACAAUUUACUCAUAUCAUUAGUCUAUGAAUACACGUAUUUUACACUUAGUCUUCUUCAAUCUAAAAUUUACAGAAUUAAGAAAGAUCUUCUUAAAAUAAAGCGCAAGGUAAUUCCAAACCUACAUCCCCAUAGGAGUGAGAGGAGAAACAUUGCAAAUAUAUAAUCAAUGACAUAUGUGUCCUAUGGAAUCUUAAACACUCAUCCCACAAAAACUUCAGAAGAUCUUGUAUUCAAGUGUUAAACUUGUGGAUGUUUCUGAUAUAUCAAUAAAUUGA